ACGUCACACCAGGGCGUGGCCCACAUGCUGAGAAGCCGGUAUCUGUCUGUCACGGGGAGCACCAGGCUUCCCAUUGUGAGGCAGAGACGCGGGGACAGCGAGCUCCAGAGAGUCCGGGGCACGGGAUGUAUCAGAGUCCGGCAGGUCGGCUGUGCUCGGCGCUGAGAGACGUGCCUGCGCUGUGCGCCUCCUCUCUGCGGCAGCAGCCACAGCACUCCCCGGUGAAGCGAGCCCUCUCGCCGCCCGUCCUGGGUUCCCUGGCCGGCUUUGGUUGCUGUCAUAGUCUGGCCGGCUGGAUCGGAGACGGACCGGUGAAAGCAGCGUCUACCGCGGGCACAUCAUCCCCUCCAGUGCCGGCAGGCGGAGCGGCCGGGAGCUCUGGCCGGGCAGCUUCUCGAUCAGUGUGUUCCAUGGGAAACAGCACCAGCCGCUUGUACAGUGCUCUUGCCAAGACGCUCAGCAGUACAGCUGCCAUUUCCCAGCACCAGGAUUACCCUGAAGAAUCUGAACAGCUGGAUCCGCUGGACCCCAAAGAUCUUCUGGAAGAAUGCCAGGUGGCUCUGCAGGACCGGCCCGCCAGGCUCCAUAGGCUGUUUGUUGGCCGGACAGAUGAUCUCAGCAGCCCACACACCUUCCGAGUGAUGCAGUGGAAUAUCUUGGCUCAAGCUCUCGGAGAAGGAAAAGACAAUUUCAUUAAUUGUCCAAUGGAGGCACUGAAAUGGGAUGAACGAAAGUACUUGAUCCUUGAAGAGAUCCUCAUGUAUCGUCCUGAUGUCUUGUGCCUGCAAGAGGUAGAUCACUACUUUGAUACGUUCCAACCAAUCCUUAGUAGGUUGGGCUAUCACUGCACUUUUUUGGCUAAGCCGUGGUCUCCCUGCUUAGAUGUGGAACAUAAUAAUGGGCCAGAUGGCUGCGCCUUCUUUUUCCUUCAGGACCGCUUUCAGUUUGUCAGCAGUGCCAAAUUCAGGCUGUCAGCUCGGACAUUAAAAACCAACCAAGUAGCCAUUGCUGAGGUGCUGCAGUGUAAGAAAACUGGCAGGUUGCUGUGCUUUGCUGUCACCCACCUAAAGGCCCGCACUGGAUGGGAGAGGUUCAGACUUGCACAGGGCACAGAUCUUCUGCGGAAUCUUGAGUCCGUCACCCAAGGUGCCAAGAUUCCUCUAGUUGUUUGUGGGGACUUCAAUGCAGAGCCUACUGAGGAAGUGUACAAGCGCUUUGCCUCGUCCAGUCUUAAUCUCAACAGUGCCUAUAAGGUGCUUAGUGAUGAUGGAGAAACUGAACCUCCCUACACAACUUGGAAGAUUCGUACUACUGGGGAAUCCUGCAACACGCUGGAUUAUAUAUGGUAUUCCCAGCAUGCCCUAAAAGUGAACUCUGCCUUGAGUUUGCUUACCGAAGAGCAAAUUGGGCCCAACAGGCUUCCAUCUUUCAACUACCCUUCAGAUCAUCUGUCUCUGGUCUGUGACUUAAGCUUUAACAUUGACCCCGAUAGAUUGUUAUAAUGGUUUUCACACUCAUCCUUGAUGUAUACCUAGAAAUUCUGUAUCUGUAUGAGGGACUUCAAAUAAUGAAACUAUUUAUUUUAAUGGACUCCAAUAAGUGUGUUCCAGAGUAAGUUACCUGUGACCAUUUCCUUACCAGAGCUGCUACACCGCCACAAUGGUUACCAUGAUGUUAUAUAGACUAUUAUGCUGUUUUUUUGUUUUUUUUUGUAUGUAUGGUAUUUACAUUUUUAUUUUUCCAUACUGAGUUGUAGCAUUAGAACCAAAUGCCUUUUUGUAAUGACGUGCACACAUUUAAUUUAACGGCAGUUGUUUGUCAGUCACUUUUUCCAAAGUAUUUAUUUUUGUACUUAAAGCAAGUCGCAAAAAUCUAUAUUUAUUUGUUAAUUUAGGUAAGAACCAACAACUGGCAAAUUUUUUGUUCAAUGCAAU
Messenger RNA from Bufo bufo (common toad), 1934 nucleotides. RefSeq names its product nocturnin (gene NOCT). The transcript is spliced from 4 exons. Gene Ontology annotation, molecular function: poly(A)-specific ribonuclease activity. Lineage: Eukaryota; Metazoa; Chordata; Amphibia; Anura; Bufonidae. Gene Ontology annotation, biological process: circadian rhythm. Bases 126 to 1502 code for a protein of 458 amino acids. The record is from RefSeq and is a predicted model, not a curated record.